GUUUGGAAACGACGUUGUUAUGAUAAGCAACGUCUGUGCAUUUUAUUAGUCAGCCGGCACAGUGGGGACUGAAAGCAGUUAAAUACACUAAAAUGAUACGUGAGCUUCCAGAGGAAUUGGCUAAAAUAGCUAAAGACGAGUUGAACGAGAAUCCAGAACGUGUAAGUGAAGAUUUAAAGUAUGUCAAAGACUGGAUUGAACAACAACCGCAUUUGAGGGCUAGAAAAGAUGACCAAUGGCUUGUGGCAAUACUCAGAGGAUGCAAAUAUAAUUUUGAGAAAGUGAAAAAGAAAUUGGAUUUGUAUUACACGUUGAGGACAACAGCCCCAGACGUAACGUUAAGACACAGACCUUUGGGACCGGAUUUCUUAAAUUUCUUUCGACUGGGCACCUGUCUGUUACUACCCAAGCCAAAGGACCAGAUAUAUCCACGAGUCAUUCUUAUCAGAGCGGGAGUCUAUAAUCCUGAGACGAAUAAUGUGAUCGAUAUAAUGUGUAUAUUAUAUUAUGUAGUUCAGAUAGCAAUAAUAGAAGAUGAUGUAGCAUCCGUACUUGGAACAAAAAUCAUGGUUGAUUAUAAAGGUGUGACCCUGAGUCAUUUUGUACAGGCCACUCCAAGUGUUCUGAAGAAAAUUGUUGCAGUGUGUCAGGAGUCUAUGCCUCUGCGAUUGAAAGGUAGUCAUCACGUGAAUAUACCAACAGGCGUAGAUAAAAUCUUCUCACUAAUAUCGGUGUUCUUGAACGAGAAAGCUAAGAAAAGGUUGAGGAUCUACAAAGGCUGUCAAGAUUUGAUCAAUGAUCUGCCUAAAGAUAUAGUUCCAACAGAAUAUGGCGGUGACGGUGGUAGUAUUGCGGAACUCAUAGAGAACAAUAUAUCAAAAUUUAACGAGUUUCGAGAGUGGAUGAAGCAAGAGGAAACUUUCGGCACAGACGAGUCGAAACGACUUGGUAAAGGCGUCAAAUCCAAAGCCCAGAAAUCGUUGGAUGGCUCCUUUAGAAAACUUGACAUAGACUGAAUGUUAUAUAUUAAAAAUAUGUUGAGUUUUUCUUAAUUUGAACAAAUAUAAGCAAACUGUCCGAUAACUUUGUACAUUCAUGCAAUAAAGGAUUGUUUUUUAUUUAUUUUGAAAAUACACAAUUCG
Molecule: messenger RNA, 1142 nt
Organism: Bombyx mandarina (wild silkworm)
Lineage: Eukaryota; Metazoa; Arthropoda; Insecta; Lepidoptera; Bombycidae
Product: alpha-tocopherol transfer protein-like
Cellular component (GO): membrane
Molecular function (GO): phosphatidylinositol bisphosphate binding
Source: RefSeq, a predicted model, not a curated record